AUAUAUAUAAGAGGAUCUAUUUUCUUUAUGAAACGGUUUGUACGGUUUCCCCGCCACCCAGUGCCUGCAGGCUGCAAUGCAAGCUUGCGCAAGGCUCAUAUCUUCGACGCACCCUACUCUUCAUUUUGCACAUCCAACCGUUGAAUCCUUCAUCUGGAACAACCUUAUUCGAGCCCACGCUCAAGCCAGGUCUCGAGCUGACGCCCUAACGCAUACACCAAUCUCCAUCUUUCUCCGGAUGCGCUUCCAUGGAGUCGAACCAGACUUCCAUACCUUCCCUUUCCUUCUCCAAUCUUUCGAUUCCCCGCCUCACCUCCAAUCAGGAAAACAAAUCCACGCGCAAACUCUCCUCUUUGGGCGCGCUAACGACCCGUUUGUUCAAACGUCCCUCAUCAACAUGUACUCGUCUUGUGGCAAUUUGACGCUUGCGCGUCAAGCAUUCGAUGAGAUUGCCCAACCUGAUUUACCGUCUUGGAAUUCGAUCAUUAAUGCGAAUGUCAAAGUCGGUUUGGUUGAUAUUGCAAGGAAGCUGUUUGAUGAGAUGCCUGCAAGGAAUGUGAUAUCUUGGAGUUGUAUGAUAAAUGGGUAUGGGAGGUGUGGUGAGUAUAAAGAAGCACUUGCUCUGUUUCGUGAGAUGCAAAAAGUGGAAGUGAAUGGAGUUAAGCCGAAUGAGUUCACCAUGUCGAGUGUGCUUUUGGCUUGUGGACGGUUAGGUGCACUUGAGCAUGGGAAAUGGGUCCAUGCUUAUAUUGGGAAAUGUGGAAUGGAAGUUGAUGUUGUGUUAGGAACUUCAUUGAUAGACAUGUAUGCGAAAUGUGGGAGUAUUGAGAGGGCGAAGUGGGUAUUUGAUAAUUUGGGUCCUAAGAAGGACGUGACGGCUUGGAGUGCUAUGAUCACGGGAUUGGCCAUGCAUGGACAUGCAGAAGAAUGCCUUGAAUUGUUUGCAAAGAUGACAAAUUAUGGGGUGAGACCUAAUGCUGUAACAUUUUUGGGCGUUCUCUGUGCUUGUGUACAUGGAGGUUUGGUGAGUGAAGGGCUGGAGUAUUUUAGGAAGAUGAGUGAGGAGUUUGGUAUUACUCCUAUGAUCCAACACUAUGGUUGCAUGGUUGACCUUUAUGGAAGAGCUGGUCUCAUUGAGGAGGCAUGCGUUUUGGUCAAGUCUAUGCCUAUGGAGCCUGAUGUGCUGAUAUGGGGUGCUCUGCUUAGCGGAUCUAGAAUGCAUGGGGACAUUGAAACUUGUGAGAUUGCACUUGAAAAACUGAUUGAGUUGGAUCCCACAAACAGUGGUGCCCAUGUGCUUCUAUCCAAUGUGUAUGCAAAAAGGGGUAGGUGGGCAGAUGUGAGGCAUGUGAGAGAUCUUAUGGAGGCAAGGGGGAUCAAGAAAGUUCCUGGUUGUAGUUUGGUUGAGUUGGGAGGUGUCCUUCAUGAGUUUUUGGUGGGAGUCGAUUCUCAUCCAGAAACCAGAGAGAUAUAUAAGAUGCUUGAUGAGAUUAUGAAGAAGUUGAAGAUGGAGGGUUUUGUGGGAAACACGAAUGAGGUGUUGCUUGAUUUGGACGAGGAAGAAAGGGAGUUGGCAAUAUCCUAUCAUAGCGAAAAAUUGGCCAUUGCCUUCUGCUUUUUAAAGACCAGUCCAGGUACUCCAAUUCGAAUUGUUAAGAACCUAAGGAUAUGCAGUGAUUGUCAUGUUGCAAUAAAGAUGAUCUCCAGGGUGUUUGACAGGGAGAUUGUUGUUAGAGAUUGCAAUCGAUUUCACCAUUUCAAAGGUGGAUUAUGCUCUUGUAAAGACUACUGGUAGGUCGAGAGGAAAAUUCUAGUCCUAGGUUUAUUGGAAUUAAUCCUCCAUGGAUUUUUUUUUAUCCCAUACAACGUGGAAGGGGCCGCCGCUCACCAACUGAGGGGAAGAAGAAGAUACGUAUCUAGAUCAUCCAGUCAGCUAACUUAUAUCGGAUUCUACUGUUCCAUUCAGGAGCAUCAAGUUUUUUUAAACGGAUUAUUAACUUAAGAGGAAUCUAGCUAAAUUGUAUACAAGCUUCCUGUUUUCAGCUUUUUCUUGUGUUCUUUUGUAUGAGUAUGCAAAUAAUAAUAUAUCUGAUAAACUAUAA
This is a messenger RNA of Corylus avellana, 2102 nucleotides long. Its product is annotated as Pentatricopeptide repeat (PPR) superfamily protein. Gene Ontology annotation, biological process: RNA modification. Gene Ontology annotation, molecular function: zinc ion binding; RNA binding; protein binding. The record is from RefSeq and is a predicted model, not a curated record. Lineage: Eukaryota; Viridiplantae; Streptophyta; Magnoliopsida; Fagales; Betulaceae.